CAAUUUUAUAUUGAUAUUCAUUACUAUUAAUUUUUUCCUAUGAUGCAUGGAAUUAGUGUUUGUGGUUCUAUCUUCUAAAAAAGCUUCAUAUUGCACAUGUGGAUACAUAUUUCAGCUCUAAUAUUACAAGUCUUUUAGCCAAUCGGCAUUGAUGGACAAGCAAAACAUCUGAUGUAUAGUUGAGGAUUGAUUGCAUCUUCAAAAUGGAUGACAAACAACUAAUUGAAGAAGUUCAGAAGCAUCCAGAACUGUAUGAUCCUAAGAGACGAGAUUAUAGAGAUAUUGAUAAGCGAGAAUUAGCAUGGUCAGAAAUUGCCGAAGUGAUGGGUUAUACAUUACCUGAAGUUCAAACAAGAUGGAAAGUAUUGAGGGAUAGAUAUGUCAGAGAAAAAAAGGCUGCUGAAAGAGGUGGUCAUACAACACAAAAAGAACCGUGGCAUUUAAUGAAUCUACUUAGUUUUUUACAUAAAGUUGUAACUCACAGAAAAUGCAAAUCAACAAAUAGAAAUCUCUCUCUCUCAAAAAUGCCCAAUGUUCAACCUGAGGAUGUUCCAAUGGAUCCACAACCAGCAGAUUUAUUAGAUGUUUGUCUUCUUGAUGUUGAUCUCAAUUCACCAGGUGAUAGUGUUGUAACUGGAGUGUUAUCAGAAUCAUCUGAUAGCAACUGUCAGCAAGCUAAAGGCAAACGAAAAAGACAUUCUCCAGACUUGAAUGUUUCUAAUGAAAUUGGAUGGCAGACUCUAGGAAUAAAUGGUGAUAUAAUUCCAAAACAGUAUGAUGAAAAUGAUUUAUUUUGUAUGAGUUUAUCACAUUCAUUGAAGAGGCUUUCACCACAGAAAAGAGCAUCAGCAAAAAUAAAAAUAAUGCAAUUAUUAUAUAGUUUUGAAUUUGGUGAUGAACUUUAAAUAUUUUAUAGACUGAAAUUUGUAUAUAUACAUAAAUCAUUCAUUUCAUAAUAGCAUUAUAUGCAAUUACUUUAAAUAAAUGAGCUAUUUUUAAAUAUACUUUUUAAAAUAGUAAUUACAAAUUGUACUCUUUCUUAUUCUGAUAGAAUUUCCUUCAGAAUAACUAGCCAGUACCUGUCAUUACAAAUAUUGUUCAUUUGUUAAAAUUAUCUUACAUUCAAAAAGUUUAAAAUUUUUGUUUUCAUUCCAUGAUAUUCAAAACAUGUAUAUCAUUUAGUUAGUUUUGAUUGGUUGAUUUAUAUUAAGAUGUAAUAUGGGAAACUUUCAUUUUUU
Centruroides sculpturatus (bark scorpion) is the source of this 1238-nucleotide messenger RNA. RefSeq lists its product as uncharacterized. Gene Ontology annotation, cellular component: transcription regulator complex; nucleus. Gene Ontology annotation, biological process: regulation of transcription by RNA polymerase II. The record is from RefSeq and is a predicted model, not a curated record. Bases 204 to 905 code for a protein of 233 amino acids. Gene Ontology annotation, molecular function: DNA binding. Lineage: Eukaryota; Metazoa; Arthropoda; Arachnida; Scorpiones; Buthidae. The transcript is spliced from 5 exons.